Molecule: messenger RNA, 1512 nt
Organism: Aspergillus affinis
Lineage: Eukaryota; Fungi; Ascomycota; Eurotiomycetes; Eurotiales; Aspergillaceae
Product: putative cytochrome P450 pisatin demethylase
Exons: 2
Coding region: 1-1512 (503 amino acids)
Molecular function (GO): oxidoreductase activity, acting on paired donors, with incorporation or reduction of molecular oxygen; heme binding; iron ion binding
Source: RefSeq, a predicted model, not a curated record
AUGGUCGUUCCCUUCAUUGGAGCUGCCCUCAUCGCCCGCGUGGUCUAUCUCUACUAUUUUCAUCCGCUCGCUAAAUAUCCAGGACCGUUUCUAGCUCGGUUCACCAAUAUCUGCAAUGAGUCCGAUGAAAGGAGAUUCUUCAAUUUUCUCGGCGGACAGCACCACUUGACCGAAUGGCGUUUGCACGAGCAACAUGGGCCCGUAGUGCGCGUUGCGCCAAACUGGCUUUCAUUCUCCACUCUCGAGGACUUUGAAGCCAUCUACGGUUUCAAUAAGUCCGUGGAAAAGGACGAAUUCUACGGGUUUGGCAAAGACCAAAGCAAACGGAUCCCGAGCAUCUUUGCUACGAAAUCCGAUGCCGUCCACCGACAAAAGAAACGAAAAAUACUAAGUCCUGCUCUGACUAGCUUCAAGUCGGCGAGGUAUGCACCCAUAGUACCAAAACACGUCGAUGUUCUGCUCGCCAGGGUGGAGGCGUUGUCGUCCGUCGCAGCGAAACCAGUCAAUUUAGCCCCUCUCGUGCAUCAAUUCACAGUGGACACCAUGCUGGAGGUUAUUUUCGGACCCGCUCUCGCCUCGCAUUCCUACACAGACAAUGCUGCAGGAGAAGGGCUUCUUUCGGCCUUGCGCCAGAUGAGUAAAUUGGCAUGGAGCUUCUCUCUCUGGCCGGCGUUUGGAUGGAUUAUGAACACGCGCCCCAUCGAUGCUCUGCUUCGUAGACCGGUCCGCAACGCCAAGGGACAAAACACAGGCCUGCUCGCUCUCUUGGCUGCCUGCGGGGGGACCAUCUUUGGGCGUUCCGUGGAAGUGGUCCAACACCAGCAGCCUGGCAUCCUGAAAAGCUGGCUAGAAGUCCCCCUCGACGACGCCACCCGGAUGAAUCAGGAUGAGCUCCUAUCGGAGGCAUUCAACCUGGUUUUCGCGGGACCGGGAAGUACAUCCGCGACAAUCACCGCGCUGUUGUAUCAGCUGGGAACCGAUGAAGGUCAGGGAUGGCAGGACAGAUUGCGAAUGGCGGCGUCGGAUUUCAACGAGCUGGAGUCAUCGACGACCGCAUCCCUUCCCUUGGAGCUGCAGGCCGUCAUCAAAGAGACCCUCCGUUUGCACGCCGCCUUUCCUACAGCGUUUCCUCGCGUCAUCCGGCCAGGCGCCGAGACAAUCAUUGCCAGAUUGGACUCCCCGCUGCCUGUGGGCACGAGAGUGUCGGCCAAUACGUACGUUCUAGGCCAGUCGCGCGAGAUCUGGGGUGACACGGCGGACCAAUGGUUACCGCAGCGAUGGCUGGGGGAUGAGUCACAGCGGCGAGACAUGGAUUCCAAAUCUGUGGCUUUCAGCAAAGGCGCGCGAGGCUGCGCAGGGAAAGACCUGGCCUGGCUGGUGAUUGCUCAAGCGGUGAUGGCGACCGUUCGGCGAUGGAGAAUCCGGGCGGUGGGGGAGCUGCGAGGGAAAGGCUUCGUGGAAAUGCAGUACGAUGAUUGCUGGGUGGAAUACGAACCGAUUGAGUCUUCGUAA